Molecule: messenger RNA, 1783 nt
Organism: Quercus robur (English oak)
Lineage: Eukaryota; Viridiplantae; Streptophyta; Magnoliopsida; Fagales; Fagaceae
Exons: 2
Coding region: 35-646 (203 amino acids)
Source: RefSeq, a predicted model, not a curated record
GUCUAUUUCUGAUUUUUAUUCUCAGACUUCUACUAUGUGGGAACAACUCUCUGCUGCAGAUCCUCCACUGGUGUGUUCUAAGGACAUUGAGCUCUUUGUCAAAUAUCGGGAUCGCCGUAGAUUUAUGCACUUCAUGAUGGGUUUACGUGAGGAUUUUGAGCCUACUAGGGCUUCUCUACUUAGCCGAUCUCCUACUCCUUCUCUUGAUGCUGCAGUAAAGGAACUCAUUUCUGAGGAGAAUCGUCGGCCCACUUAUCACAUGACAUCAUCUGAUCAUGUCUUGGCUACACCCUCACCACAGCCUCCCAUUGUUGCAUUCACUGCUCCUCCGCGAAUAAACUCCGGACGUCCCACCUCUCAGUCUUCCAAAGGUGCUCACUGCAAGUUUUGCCGUGCCAAAGGCCAUGACAUCUCUGUUUGUCGUAAGCUACAGAAAUUUGUGCAAGAGCAGACUAAAACUUCUCUUCCUCAGGCAGCUGCUGUAUGUCCUUCAGAUCCAUCGGUUCCUACAGGUCCAUCUUUGGCUUCCUCACUUACUACGGCUGAUAUUGAGGCAGUUGUUCAACAGGUUUUAUCCCGCACUUCCACUGCCCUUUCUGUCACCUCAGGAUCCCCGGACGGGUCAAGUGCUUGGGACAGGCCGUAAGGUUGGUCGCAUGUUUGAGGUUCAUGACUUGAAGAUUCCUUCACAAGUUGUUUCUACAGCUGCUACAACUGCCACCUCCUCACCUGAUCUAUGGCAUGCUCGUCUUGGUCAUCCAUCCUUAUCUCGUCUUCAAUUGUUAGCUUCUCAAGGUCAUUUAGGUUCAGUUCAGUUUUCAAAAUUUGAUUGUACUUCUUGUCAUUUUGGCAAACAAACAAAAUUGCCAUUUAAUAAAAGUGACUCAUUUUCUUCUGCUCCUUUUGAUCUUAUACAUUCUGAUAUUUGGGGUCCUGCACCUGUUCCCACUGAGGGGGGAUCUAAAUAUUUUGUCAUAUUUGUGGAUGAUUUUUCUCGGUAUACUUGGAUUUAUCUGCUUCACCAUAGGUCUGAACUUGUGUCUAUUUACCAAACAUUUCAUAAAAUGAUUGAAACACAGUUCAAUUGCACCGUUAAAGUCUUUCGAUCAGAUAAUGCUCAAGAAUAUAAUGAUAAAUCUUUCCUAUCCUUUUUAGACAGACAUGGUACUCUUCCUCAGCGGUCUUGUCCUUACACCUCUUAACAAAAUGGUCGUGCAGAACGAAAACAUCGUCACAUUCUUGAUGUUGUCCGCACCCUUCUCAUUUCUGCCUCUCUUCCUGAGCGAUUUUGGGGUGAGGCCGCACUCACUGCUGUGCACACUAUUAAUCGUAUUCCUUCACCAACUACACACAACAAAUCACCAUUUGAGCUCCUCUAUGGUCAAACUCCUGACUACUCCUCUCUUCGGGUUUUUGGUUGUGCUUGCUUUGUCUCUCUUCCUCCUCAUGAACGAACAAAGCUCCAACCUCGUACUCGUCUCUGUUGUUUCCUUGGUUAUGGUGUGUCUCAAAAAGGGUUUCGCUGCUAUGAUCCCAUUUCUCAUCGCCUUCGUGUCUCCCGUCAUGUUGAGUUUUGGGAACAUCGUCCUUUCACGAGUCUUCAGCAGUUUCCUACAUCUUCUUCCUCAGAGUCUCCCAUUUUUACUGAUCUUUUUCUCCCUCUCUAUCCUGAACUUGUGGAGGAUUCUUCAGCAUCGACUGCCUCUCCAGACGACUCAUCUCCGGUUCUGUCUCCGGCAUAUGACCCGCCUGUCUUGGAUCUUGUGGCACCACCCUCUCCUGA